Molecule: messenger RNA, 2591 nt
Organism: Monopterus albus (swamp eel)
Lineage: Eukaryota; Metazoa; Chordata; Actinopteri; Synbranchiformes; Synbranchidae
Gene: slc4a1b
Product: solute carrier family 4 member 1b (Diego blood group)
Exons: 16
Coding region: 72-2591 (839 amino acids)
Biological process (GO): regulation of intracellular pH; transmembrane transport; monoatomic anion transport
Cellular component (GO): plasma membrane; basolateral plasma membrane
Molecular function (GO): solute:inorganic anion antiporter activity; bicarbonate transmembrane transporter activity; monoatomic anion transmembrane transporter activity
Source: RefSeq, a predicted model, not a curated record
UGUCCAUGUUAGCUGGUCUUUAUCUCUGUGUCUCUUCGUACCUCUAGAGGUUCGUGGAGCUGAAGGAGCUAAUGAAGGAUGAGAAGCAGCAGAAUUACUGGCAGGAGAUGGGUCGAUGGGCUGGCUAUGCGGAAAGCUUUGACCCUCAGGCUGGGGUGUGGGCGUCCUCACACAUCUCUCUCCUCACCUUCAAGAGCCUCAUCCAGCUCAGAUGCGCCAUGAACACAGGUGUGACAAUUUUUGACUGUGAAGAGAGGACCUGGGCCACCAUUGCUGAAAAGAUUGUCAAGGAGAUGGUUAACAAGAAGGAAAUCAGGCCUGGAGAUCAAGAGGGAGUGUUGAACUCUCUGCUCCAAAACCGCAGUCAAUCAGAUGACCCAGAGAGACAAGCACUGACUGAUGGGAAGGACCUGCAGAAGUUUUCAGUCAAAGAUGGUAGAGCUGAAUCUGACCAUGCUGACGCCUCCAUGGUGCUAGUAGGAGCCUUAGACUUUCUGGAGAGGCCUGCAGUUGUAUUUGUGCAUCUGAAGGAAGCUGUGGUGCUUGACUCACCCUUGGAGGCCCCGGUGCCUGUGUGCUUCAUCUUUGUUCUGGUUGGCCCCAGCAAAACUGAUAUGAACUACCAUGAAACUGGCCAUGCUAUGGCAGCCCUAAUGGCUGAUAGAGUGUUCAAUCAGAGUGCGUUGCAGGCAAAGACUGCCCAAGAACUGAUGCACGCUGUGGCUGACUUCAUGGACUGUUGUAUUGUUGUCCCACCUACUGAGAUCCAAAACGAAGCUGUGCUCAGCUCCAUCAUCAGCUUUCAGAAAAAACUUCUGCAGGACAGAUGUCAGCCAUCUGAUCUCACAUUCUGCCAGGACUCCAAACCUUUUUCCUUUGCUUCUGGCCCACCACCUGAAGACCCCCUGUCCCGUACUGGUCGACCAUUUGGUGGGAUGGUUCGAGACAUAAAGAGACGUUACCCAUACUACAAGAGUGACAUCACAGAUGCUCUAAACCCCCAGGCCCUUGCUGCUGUCAUCUUCAUCUACUUUGCUGCCCUGUCUCCUGCCAUCACCUUUGGAGGACUGCUGGCUGAUAAAGUGGAAAACAUGAUGGGUGUUCCAGAGCUUCUGAUCUCCACCUGCAUCCAGGGGAUCAUUUUCUGCUUUGUUGCUGCUCAGCCCCUGCUGAUCAUUGGUUUCUCUGGUCCACUGUUAGUGUUUGAGGAGGCCUUCUUUGCUUUCUGCAAGGCCCAGGACAUUGAGUAUAUUGUUGGUAGAGUGUGGGUUGGAGUGUGGCUGGUCAUCAUUGUGGUGAUCAUAGUAGCCUUUGAGGGCAGCUUCCUGGUGCGUUACAUCUCCCGCUUCACCCAGGAAAUCUUCUCCAUCCUCAUUUCCCUCAUUUUCAUCUAUGAAACCUUUGCCAAGCUAGUGAAGAUUUUCAAGUCACAUCCCCUCAUUCUGAAUUAUGAUCAACUGAAUGCAACUCUAGAAAAUCCCUGGCACCCACAAGUGGAAGAGAUGGUUGUCUAUGACAAUGCUACUGGCAACUUGACUGUUGUUAUUAACACUAUUAAGUCACCUUACCCCAACACAGCCCUGCUCUCCAUGUGCCUCAUGUUUGGCUGUUUCCUUAUUGCAUUCUUCCUGCGCCAGUUCAAGAAUGGGACUUUUCUUCCUGGAAAGGUCAGGCGUUUGAUUGGUGACUUUGGUGUGCCUAUUGCCAUUCUUCUCAUGGUUGUUGUCGACUACAGCAUUGAGGAUACCUACACUCAGAAACUCAUGGUUCCAAAAGGUUUGACAGUGUCCAACCCAGCCAGAAGAGGCUGGCUUAUCAACCCCUUUGGAGAGCACAAGACGUUUCCUGUGUGGGUGAUGUUUGCAUGCUGUAUUCCGGCCAUACUUGUCUUCAUUCUCAUCUUUUUGGAGUCUCAGAUCACAACUCUGAUUGUGAGUAAACCUGAGAGGAAGAUGGUCAAGGGCUCUGGGUUCCACUUUGACUUGCUGGUUUUAGUCUGCAUGGGAGGUCUCAGUGCAUUUUUUGGUGUGCCAUGGCUCAGUGCUACCACCGUGCGGUCUGUCAGCCAUGCUAAUGCCCUCACCAUCAUGAGUAAAGGACCAAAACCUGUGAUCCAGAAAGUAGUGGAGCAGAGAGUUAGUGGUUUUCUGGUAGCAUUGCUGGUUGGUUUGUCAAUUCUGAUGGAGCCAGUCUUAAAGCUGAUUCCUAUGUCAGCCUUGUUUGGGAUCUUCCUCUACAUGGGAGUCACAUCACUAAAUGGCAUCCAGCUGUGGGAACGUAUACUGCUUCUGUUCAUCCCUAAGAAGUAUCAUCCUGAUGAACCCUAUGCUACCAGAGUGAGCACAAGACGAAUGCACUUGUUCACGGCCAUCCAGAUAGUGUGCCUUGCACUUCUCUGGAUUGUGAAGUCCAGUCCAAUAUCUCUCGCACUUCCAUUCAUUAUCAUCCUCACCAUACCUCUGCGCAUAGUUAUGACCGGACGUGUCUUCACCCAACUAGAAAUGAAAUGUUUGGAUGCUGAUGACGCUAAAGUGACAUUUGAGGAGGAGCCGGGGCAGGAUGUAUACUGUGAAUCUCAAAUGCCAUUGUAG